This is a messenger RNA of Mobula hypostoma (lesser devil ray), 6463 nucleotides long. RefSeq names its product adaptor related protein complex 2 subunit beta 1 (gene ap2b1). Gene Ontology annotation, biological process: intracellular protein transport; vesicle-mediated transport. Gene Ontology annotation, cellular component: membrane coat; clathrin adaptor complex. Lineage: Eukaryota; Metazoa; Chordata; Chondrichthyes; Myliobatiformes; Myliobatidae. The record is from RefSeq and is a predicted model, not a curated record. The transcript has 22 exons. Gene Ontology annotation, molecular function: clathrin binding. The coding region runs from base 129 to 2990 and encodes 953 amino acids.
ACCCACUUCCGGCUCUGCCUCCCGGGGGACCGCUUUGCCCGGUACACACGCAGCUUCUCGCCGGCUUCGGCGCCGUCCUGUGCCCCGAUCGGAUCUCGCUCCUGCAGGAAGCUUAAAAUAAUUCCACAAUGACGGACUCCAAGUAUUUCACAACAAAUAAAAAAGGAGAGAUAUUCGAGCUGAAGGCUGAGCUAAAUAAUGAGAAGAAGGAGAAGAGGAAGGAGGCAGUAAAAAAAGUUAUUGCUGCUAUGACUGUGGGCAAGGAUGUGAGCUCACUGUUCCCAGAUGUGGUGAAUUGUAUGCAGACGGACAACCUAGAGCUGAAGAAACUUGUUUAUCUCUAUCUCAUGAACUACGCAAAGAAUCAGCCUGACAUGGCCAUCAUGGCUGUGAAUAGCUUUGUCAAGGAUUGUGAAGAUCCAAAUCCCUUGAUCAGGGCUCUGGCCGUCCGAACGAUGGGCUGUAUCCGUGUGGACAAAAUAACAGAGUACCUGUGUGAGCCUCUUCGUAAGUGUCUGAAGGACGAAGACCCAUAUGUUCGCAAAACAGCAGCUGUCUGUGUGGCUAAGCUGCAUGACAUCAAUGCCCAAAUGGUAGAGGAUCAAGGUUUCCUGGAUUCAUUACGAGACCUGAUUGCUGACUCAAACCCCAUGGUGGUUGCAAAUGCUGUGGCCGCUCUAUCUGAGAUCAGUGAAUCCCAUCCAAAUAGUAACCUACUCGACCUCAAUCCUCAGAAUAUUAACAAACUCAUCACCGCUCUCAAUGAAUGCACUGAAUGGGGUCAGAUCUUUAUUCUCGAUUGCUUGUCAAACUACAAUCCCAGGGAUGAACGUGAGGCACAGAGUAUCUGUGAGCGGGUGACACCACGACUUUCCCAUGCUAACUCUGCAGUUGUCCUCUCGGCUGUGAAAGUGCUGAUGAAGUUUAUUGAGCUGCUUCCCAAGGAUUCUGAAUAUUACAAUACCAUUCUGAAGAAACUGGCUCCUCCCCUGGUCACCUUGUUAUCUGGGGAACCUGAAGUGCAGUAUGUGGCUUUGAGAAACAUUAACCUUAUUGUGCAGAAGAGACCCGAGAUCCUAAAACAAGAGAUAAAGGUGUUCUUUGUGAAAUACAAUGACCCAAUAUAUGUAAAACUGGAGAAACUAGACAUAAUGAUUCGCCUUGCUUCUCAGGCCAACAUUGCUCAGGUCCUAGCAGAGCUGAAGGAAUACGCCACUGAAGUUGACGUUGAUUUUGUUCGUAAAGCAGUCCGUGCUAUUGGCCGUUGUGCCAUCAAAGUGGAGCAAUCUGCUGAGCGCUGUGUCAGUACACUGCUUGAUCUCAUCCAAACCAAAGUCAAUUAUGUCGUCCAGGAGGCUAUUGUGGUCAUAAGGGAUAUCUUUCGUAAAUAUCCCAACAAAUAUGAAAGCAUCAUUGCAACCUUGUGUGAGAACUUGGAUUCACUUGAUGAGCCAGAUGCUCGGGCAGCUAUGAUCUGGAUUGUGGGUGAAUAUGCAGAGAGAAUUGACAAUGCUGACGAACUUCUAGAAAGUUUCCUCGAUGGCUUUCAUGAUGAGAGUACUCAGGUCCAACUGACCUUGCUUACAGCAAUUGUGAAGUUGUUUCUCAAGAAGCCUACAGAUACUCAGGAGUUGGUCCAACAGGUCCUCAGCCUGGCAACACAGGAUUCUGAUAAUCCUGAUCUCCGUGACCGUGGGUACAUUUAUUGGCGUCUACUAUCCACAGACCCUGUAGCUGCAAAAGAGGUGGUUCUGUCUGAAAAGCCUCUGAUCUCAGAGGAGACUGACCUGAUCGAACCAACAUUACUGGAUGAGCUCAUCUGCCAUAUUGGAUCACUGGCAUCUGUUUAUCAUAAGCCACCAAAUGCAUUUGUAGAGGGCAGCCAUGGAAUCCAUCGCAAGCACCUGCCAUUGCAACUUGGAGGAAGUGAGCCGGAUAGUCCAGUUGGACCAACAACUACAGCAAACUUGACUUUGGAACAGCAGCCUCAAGUUAUUCCAUCCCAAGGUGAUCUUCUGGGUGAUCUCCUGAACCUUGACUUGGGUCCUCCUGUCAAUGUACCACAGAUGUCUUCAAUGCAAAUGGGAGCUGUGGAUCUUUUGGGAGGUGGAUUGGACAGUUUGCUUGGAGGAGAUCUUGGUGGGCCCACUGGUGGGAGUCCAGCGGUUGGCCAAAGCUUUAUACCAUCUUCAGUACCAGCUACAUUUGGUCCAUCUCCAACUCCUGCCAUGUCAAGCAGUGGUCUGAGUGAUCUCUUUGAGUUGUCAACUGGAAUGGGAAUGGCAGCUGGAGGCUAUGUGGCACCAAAAGCUGUAUGGUUACCUGCAGUGAAGGCCAAGGGUUUGGAGAUCACUGGCACCUUUUCUCGAAGGCAGGGUCACAUCUACAUGGAAAUGAGUUUCACAAACAAGGCCUUACAGCACAUGGUUGAAUUUGCCAUUCAGUUCAAUAAAAAUAGCUUUGGGGUGAUUCCUACAACUCCACUUCCAAUUCACACUCCACUAAUGCCAAAUCAGAGCAUUGAUAUUUCCUUACCACUGAAUACCAUUGGCCCAGUGAUGAAAAUGGACCCACUGAAUAAUCUUCAGGUGGCUGUGAAAAACAACAUUGAUGUUUUCUACUUCAGUUGUCUGAUCCCACUCAACGUUCUGUUUGUGGAGGAAGGGAAAAUGGAGCGUCAGGUCUUCCUUGCUACAUGGAAGGAUAUCCCCAAUGAAAAUGAACUCCAGUUUCAAGUUAAAGACUGCCACUUAAAUGCAGACAUGGUGUCCAAUAAACUGCAGAAUAGCAACGUGUUUACCAUUGCUAAAAGGAAUGUGGAGGGACAGGAUAUGUUGUAUCAAUCCUUGAAGCUGACCAAUGGGAUUUGGAUGCUGGCAGAACUGCGCAUUCAACCUGGAAACCCCAACUACACAUUGUCAUUAAAGUGCAGAGCACCAGAGGUGUCACAGUACGUCUACCAAGUCUAUGAUACCCUUCUGAAGAACUGAAGAUUGGAACUAGCUCCCCAAUCGUACUGAAAGUACUCAUCUUGAUGCACUCCUCUCAACAAAUAUCACUAGCAGUGCGUACUAGAAAUGGAUCAUAAACAAAAUCUACAUUUGGUGUUUUUUAAUGGAAAUGCACUGAUGAAAUAGUGAAACUUAUAAUUGUAUGCAUUCAAUAGAAGAUGUCAACUAUAGUCACUUUCAGUGCGGCAGUUUGUGUUCUUCUGUUGCUUUCUCAAAACAAAACCACUGUUCAGACCACUAUCUCAAAGUGAUAUUAUUCCAACAGAUGUAUUUGUUCUGUGCCAAGUUUGUUGUGUUUUAUUAAUUGAUUUCGACCUGAUGUAUAAUUGGGCUAGGUAGCAUCUGUGCUAAUCUUCAUGGAAUGUGUCAAAUACAGAGGAUGGCCAAAAUAUUGGGUGUGUCUUUUAAGCACUGGGCAUGUCAAGGGAAAAGUACUGCAACUUGAAAUAUUUAAACCCCCGAGAGUCACUUACUCCACAAGAGAAUUUGUUUAUUUAACCAUGUGGUACUUACUUAAUCAAGCUUGUACAAAACUGUCCUUUCUAAGAUUCUUUCUUAUUUGAUGCAAAAGUCCUUCUGGUUCUUGAAGGGUUUUGUAUAUGUAUUCCCAAGAAGAAAUGCUAACUUUUAGUGUGAAUCAUUCACAUUAAUCUAAGGUGGACAGAGUCUUUUACUUGUCUGAAUCUCAUGUUUACCACUAAAACCAACUAAUGCCUAACUUCUCCUGAAACUUGCCCAGCAGUAUCAUGCUGAAACUUGAGGACUUGCUCUCUUGGUUUUAUUUGCAGUAACAUUUAUUGUCAGCAGCAUCCUACAUUGUAUCUGCAUUGUUCCCUUACAAAAUGCUUAAUUUUUAUAGAUGUGUUUGUUGCAAUUUUCCUGAAGAUUCCUUUAUAGAUUCAGCAAAAUUUUCAAUAAACGUUUGACAAAAUAAUAUCAUAUGCAAGAUGUCGCUAAGAUGCUCUUUGCUGUAUUUUGGUGGUGAUGCAUUGAUUGAUUCAUCCUUGCCAUCUGUGUUUUCUUUAUUAUAAUAAUUGUUAUUCAUUAGGUAUAAUUCAUUUUAUGUUCACACUGGAACGUGAAUAAAGUAGACUGAGCUGUGCAAAGUGUCUUGCUGACAAUCCAGGAAGAAUGGUAGUUAAGUGUUUAGUUGUAUUGGGGUGACUGAAUGUUUCAUCAGUACCUUUAUUUUACUCUCAUCAGUAGGCUAGAUGGAUUAACGUCUCUCUUCUGUGGUUAACUGAACAGUAAAACUUGAGGACCAGAUUUAUCUUCAAUGAAUGUAUUCUUUUUCAGGCAACUAACCUUCUACAGCACCUUUAUCCCUUAAACAUGGGAAAUGUCUUUACAUGUCCAUAAUGUUCACAGUUUCAAAGGUUUUUGUAAUAUGAUGGUUGUGCACAAUCUGGUUGUAAUUUCUGUCAGUCACCUGUAGUGCAUGGUUAUUGCAGUAUCAGUAGUGCAAGCAUGUACCAAGCAAUUAAUCCAAUAACAAGAAACAAUACAGAUUCACAUCUUGGAGCAUUUUAUCUUUUACUGUGAAGAAAUAUUUCACAAGGUUUUUGAACCAUUUUCUGUUUUAUUUUUGGUGUCCCUGUAACCUGAUUGAUUCAGUUCUCCAGUGUAUAAUUAUCAAGUAUUUAUAAUGGCAUCAUAUGGAACACUGACAUGAAGUGGGGGCUGAGGCUUAUUGCUUUGUUCUCAGAGAUGCUCAGUGUUUUCUGUUUUGUCGCAGAUUUCCAGCGUCUGCAGUUUUCUUGAUUUCCUCAAAGGUGCUUAUUACUUUCUAGUGGUAUAUUGGAAGAUUUAACUUCAAUGUGUCAAGGGCCUCCGAACUCCAGUGGACUAACCUCCUGCUGUAGCAAGACAGAGAAGGAUACAGUCAGAAUAAAAUGUGGAUUCUCAUUGUUCUGGGGUAGCUGGUCUCAUCCAGGUACCAAUAGGUAAUUCCAUAAUCAUCAUCAACUCUACUGGGCUGGAGUAGUGAGCUAUUAGCCAAGGUUGCCACUGUAAAUCACAGCUGGAUGGUUUUUGCCAGUCAUAUGCAUAAAAUGCUGUUGGUUGAGACGAUGGUCAAUGUGUCUUCUGCAGUCCAAUAGGCGGCCUGCACUCACUGUCAAGUCUCAUUUAGAGAACAGAAACUAUGCUUGGCCAAGGAACAAAACUCAGCUACAUGCAGUAUAUUCAGGAAAGAGAGGAAUUGAACGGGUGAUUUUUUUUUAAGUUUUUUGUUUGUUAAGGUUUCAACAUCAUAGCAAUGAACAAAUAUUUUGUAGAUAUCCAAACUGUUGUUCUGGCAGAACUAAUGGGAUUUUCAAAAACAAACCAUAUUUCACAAUAGAGAUUGUAUCCAGUGGUUAUAAUCCAGUAAAUUUGUAUCCAGUAAAUGUGAAAAGCAUGGGAGCUCAGGCAUCAUCAUAAUUUUGAGAUUGUGAAUAUAAUUCAGUAAAAAAGCCCAGAAUUAAAAGCUGGCAUUAAUUUAAAAACAUUAAGCCAGCGGAUUAUUGUAAGAACUUCUCAGGUUCACUAAUAUCGUCAGGAAGGAAAACUGGCUUCUUAACAACUCUGACCUUUACAUAACUCAAACAUUUAACUUAGUGGUAAACCAGUUCUAGGAAUAUCCUUAUUUAAUGGUGAAUCAAAGCAUGUUUUGUUGUGUGAUCAGAAAGUUGCAGCUGGUUCUAUGCUGAGUCUUUAUCUAUUGUCAAUGUGCUACUGCUUUAUACAGACAAAUACAUAAACUGCAGUCUAAGACAGUUAAUGUCAGCCUCAUUUUAAAAGUGAUUUCCUCAAUAGUUUGUUUUUGUAGUUUAUUUUUGUCAGAGUUUCCUGGGAAGGAAUGAGUUGAUUACAAGUUCUUCUGUUUCACAUUAAGUUAUAAAGAGAAUACAAAAAGACACUUUCUCUGGCCAUGCUGGUAUACACCUAAAAGAUUAUUGUGGAGCCAUUACUCCCCCAAGAUUUGAGGAAAGUUUCCUGCAAGACUCCUAACAGGAACACUGAACAGCUCAAGAUUAUUGCAUUUUAGACUUGUUAACAGCAGCAGAAUUGGAAUUCAGAUGAGAGGUCAUUCUAUACAAAUUUACUUUUGACCCAUGGUUUUCAAUGGCUGAUUAUUAUUCUGACAGAAUAAAAGCCAUUGCUGAGUUACUUGGGUUUCUACACUGGAUGACUGAAGGAUACACUGACCCUGCCCCUCACUUCCAUCCUUGAAAAACUGGUAUCUUAAAAUGCUUCAUUCCGUCCUCAAUGCAUUCCAAAUAUUGUAUUACUUGUCUACUGUACUGAGGUGUAAAAUUUCAUUUUCCAAAUUUAAUAUUCCACUGUUAACCAACUCUUGUGGCUCAUAUUAUUCUGAUUUCUGACAGAUUGAUAAAUAAAUUGCUUCUUUGAAUGUUACCAGAUUUAGUCAAAGUUGAUACAUGCGUAUGUGUCUAUUAAAAUCUGGCUUC